Lucilia sericata (common green bottle fly) is the source of this 1358-nucleotide messenger RNA. Its product is annotated as trypsin-1. The transcript is spliced from 4 exons. Gene Ontology annotation, biological process: proteolysis. NCBI's taxonomy places the organism in Eukaryota, Metazoa, Arthropoda, Insecta, Diptera, Calliphoridae. Gene Ontology annotation, molecular function: serine-type endopeptidase activity. The record is from RefSeq and is a predicted model, not a curated record. Bases 231 to 1262 code for a protein of 343 amino acids.
AAUUUUUAUUGAGAAUAUCAAGUUACAAAGUGAUUUUUUUAAAUUUUUUUUGUUAUAAUUUAUUUAUAAUCUCUUUAAAGUUUUUUUUUUUUUUUAAAUUGGCCGAUAUAAAAAACCGUUAACCAAAAACUUUCUUUGACAGUUCAAGGAAAGUAUUGAAACGGUUAACAUCAUUCUAAAAGAAUAAAUUUUAAGAUUUUUUUGUAGCAAAUGGUGAAAGUGUUUUUAAAAUGAAAUUUUUAUUAAUUUUAAGUAUUUUUAUACAAAUAUCAGUGAUUUUAAGUGCUCAAACCAAGUUUCAAGGUUAUGUUUAUCCUAGACCCUUGAAAAAUGCCCUAGAGCCACAAAAUCAAACGGAUAAUGGUCUGCCUCCCGGAGUGCAAGGAGAUUUCAUAGAUGAUUUGAUUACCGAGCAUAAACAGCAAAUUUUAUCCUCCAUCUUAAGUGAAACAUUGGAUACAGCUGCUGCGCCAGCAGCAGGAGAAAGUAAAUACUUCUUGGGCAAUAAAUGUGCCACCUGCACCUGUGGUGUGCCCAAUGUUAAUCGUAUUGUGGGUGGAACACGUGUACGCACCAAUAAAUAUCCCUGGAUUGCUCAAAUGCUAAGGGGAUCUUUCCAAUUCUGUGGCGCCACUCUCAUUAAUGACCGUUAUGCUCUCACCGCAGCCCAUUGUGUAUAUGGCAUGGAUAUGAAGGGUAUUACCAUCAAACUGUUGCAAUUGAAUAAAAAUUCCGCUUCCCAAGGCAUUGUUCGCAAGGUAGCCUUUGCCAAUAUGCAUGGACUCUAUAAUCCUACCACCCUACAAAACGAUAUAGCUUUGUUAAGACUCGACCAGCCGGUACCUCUGCUAGAUCCCAUCAGACCUGUCUGUUUACCCAUACAUGCCAAUCAAAAUUUCGAUUUUAAAAAGGCCAUCGUUGCAGGCUGGGGUUUGACCUCAGAUGGUGGUGAUCAGUCCACUUAUUUGCAAGAGGUAGUGGUGCCCGUUCUCACCAAUGCCCAGUGUAGAGCCACUUCUUAUAAAUCCAUGAUUUUGGAGACCAUGUUGUGUGCCGGUUAUCUGGAGGGUGGUAAAGAUGCUUGUCAGGGUGACAGUGGCGGUCCUUUGAUUGUUCGCGAUGGUAUUUUCCGUUUAGCGGGUGUUGUCUCCUUUGGCUAUGGCUGUGCCAAUCCUAAUGCUCCCGGGGUUUAUACUAGGGUUAGUAAAUAUCUGGACUGGAUUGCUGCCAAUACCCGGGAUGCCUGCUAUUGUGUGCGUUAAGUUCACAAAGAUCCCAAUAAUUUAAUUUGUAAUUUAAAAUUAUUUAUUAUUUGUGCCUAAUAAAUUAAAGAAAUUUUAAUAAAAAAUCUUGAAAUU